CCACGGCGGCGCGGAGCUUUUGUUGCUUUGGCGGCCUCUUCGGCAUUGGCUUGUGUUGCCAGGUAGGACCCUUUUAUGGGUCGGACUCAGUCAGGGCUGGUUAAAAGGAUUAUUGGCCAAUGAGUUGGGAAUCGGUGGAGGUGAAGGAAGUUUUGUGGCGGGGACCGCGGACGGACGGCGUCUCCGGAGCCCGGCUGACAUUCUCGCAGGUCACCGAAAGGAGGCCCUUCGCUUCGUGAUGCUGAAGGGGGAGAGACGCGUCUCAUUUGCCCUCCUUUUCUCGUCGUGGUGAGGGAACCUGCCCGCUCGCCCGGCGGAAGUAAAGAGAGGCCGCCGCAGGGAAUCUGCCGGGUGGGGAGGUUGACCUGGGAGCCUCUCGCCAUCUGCGAUCAGUAGGGAAAAGGCUCUUCGGUGGGGAGGACCACCGGCCGGUCCCCUCGGCUUCUGAAGCAAAGCAGCGCUGGAUUACGUGUGUGACAUGUCUCCGGUCAUCUCCUCUAAGGAUAAUAGCCGGCAUCGCCGGCCAGGCAACUACCAGAACGCCCUGGAUGGGAUGCAGAGUAAGUCUGCUCCUCUAGAUUUCUAUGAAGAUGGCCCUGUGGACGCCGUCGGAAAAGAUGACAGGGAGCCGCUGCUUCAGGAGCCACAUAUCCAGCCUCUGGAGCCUCCCCAAGACUAUAGAACAGAGUUUGGCAAUAUCUUGCUCCUUCUCUUCCUGUAUGUGUUGCAAGGGAUCCCUUUGGGGCUUGCUGGCAGCAUCCCCCUCAUCUUGCAAAGCAAGAAUGUCAGCUACAAGGACCAGGCUUUCUUUAGUUUUGUCUUCUGGCCUUUCAGUCUGAAGUUGCUCUGGGCUCCCUUGGUGGACGCUGUGUACUUCAGGAACUUUGGUCGCCGAAAGUCUUGGCUUGUGCCUACUCAGUACAUUAUAGGUCUUUUUAUGAUGUACUUGUCUGUGCGGGUGGAUGCUCUGCUUGGGGAGACCGAUGGCCAAAGCCCAGAUGUGGUGGCCCUUACUGUGACGUUCUUCCUCUUUGAAUUCCUAGCAGCCACUCAGGACAUAGCUGUAGAUGGCUGGGCAUUGACUAUGUUAUCACGAGAAAAUGUGGGCUAUGCAUCCACUUGUAAUUCCGUGGGUCAGACGGCUGGCUACUUCUUGGGAAAUGUCUUGUUCCUGGCUCUUGAAUCACCUUCCUUCUGCAAUAAGUAUUUACGCUUUCAGCCCCAAGCCAAAGGAAUUGUUACACUUUCAGAUUUCCUCUUUUUCUGGGGUGCUGUUUUUUUAAUAACUACUACAUUGGUUGCGCUUUUGAAAAAGGAAAACAAGACAAUAGCACCAUCAAAAGAAGAGACAAAAGGAAUCACGGAUACAUACAAGCUGCUUUUCUCAAUAAUCAAAAUGCCAGCUGUCCUUACAUUUUGUGCCCUGAUCUUAACAGCAAAAGUUGGUUUCUCAGCAGCAGAUGCUGUAACAGGUCUCAAACUGGUAGAAGAAGGUGUGCCUAAGGAACAUUUAGCUCUGCUUGCUGUUCCAAUGGUUCCAUUGCAAAUCAUACUGCCCCUGAUCAUCAGCAAAUACACAGCAGGGCCAAAGCCCUUGAAUACGUUUUAUAAAGCCAUGCCAUUCAGGCUACUGUUUGGAUUAGAAUUUGCUCUCCUGUUUUGGUGGACUCCCAGAGUAAAGUAUGAAGGAGGAUUUCCGAUCUAUUUCUACUUUAUAUUAUUGCUGAGUUAUGCCUUACAUCAGGUUACUGUAUAUAGUAUGUAUGUUGCUAUAAUGGCUUUCAAUGCCAAAGUUAGUGACCCACUCAUUGGAGGAACAUACAUGACACUGCUCAACACGGUAUCCAAUCUGGGAGGAAACUGGCCAGCCACAGUAGCUUUGUGGCUUGUGGACCCACUUACAGUGAAGCAAUGUGUUGGAAUUCAAGGUCAUAACUGUGGGACUUCAGCUGCUGCAGAACUUUGCUCAAAAGAAGGUGGAUCUUGUGCUAUUACUCUGGAUGGUUAUUAUGUGGAAUCCAUAACAUGCGUAGUAUUAGGAUUUGCUUGGUGGUUGUUUCUUGGGCCAAGACUGAAAAGGCUUCAGGAUGAGCAACCAGCAUCAUGGAAAUGCAGAAGAAUCAGUUAAUGAAAAUGAAAUAUCACAAAAGACUGGCUAAAAUUGCUAUAGCUUUGUCAUAUAACAAAUAUACAAGAGAAUAAGUAUACACAUCUAAAAAUGGUCGAUUUAUACAUGCCAAAUGACUUUACAAAAGCUAGAGUCAAGUUAAGUACUGUAUGGAUCAAUUAUAAAGUUUGCCCUUCUUAUCCAAAAUUACCUUUAAAGUUGUUUUUUUUUUUUUUAAAAUUACUUUAUAAAAAAAUUUAAAAUCUGUUACUAUUCUGCUAAAUUACAGUGGUUGCCUUCCUUUUAUGCCCUUAAAGUUACCUUUGAAGAAAAAUAAAUCUGUCUUUAAAGGAUCUUACAAUAAUUUUGAUUUAUAAUAAACAUUGAAUCUACAUGGUUAAAAUGCUUUAGAAAUAAAAAAAAGUUUUAUAUAUAUGUAUAUGUUUUAUAUUGCUUAAUUCUAAAUUCUAAAUUAUAUUCCAUAAUUCUAAAUAGGUCAAAACGAUUCAAAGGUAUAACAGAUUCUUUUUUUUGCCUUGCUCUCAUAAAAUUUAGUUUUAUAAAAAAAUAAUAUAUUUAUAAUAGUGAUAAUAUGCUUUUUUUUUCUUUUAAAGUUCAGAUUUGGUACAGUACUAAUAGUUUACAGCAUAAAUAGCCCCAAGUCACAGAGGCAUAUUAAUUGGUUCUGAAGUCUUUCAAAAUAUUAGACUCAGAUAUAAAAUCGAUGAUAACAGUUUGCAUGUGAAAAACCAAACUUAUAAGUUUAUGAAGAAUGGAACAUACUUUUUUUUUUUUUGGCAUAUGGGACCCAAAUAAGACCAAGCAGAAUAUUUAGUGCCUUCUGGAAACAAGUUAUGUAAGAUGGCAAUCAAAUAUCUGUACUGUUAAAUUUUAGAACGUGUGUCAUUCUCAUAAAAUAUACCCAUUUCUGCUGAUGUCGGGAAUCUAAGUAAUUGUUUCAAUGAACAUUAGAGGACAUUUUUUAGACUCUAAUGAUGUACAAUAUAAUGUAUAUCAUAUGGAAAUGGGCUCUGUAUAGCAUUUGAUGUAUUGUAUACAUCUUUCAUAUGAACAUUUAUUCAAAAAUAAAAUGGUGUCAUACUUUU
Molecule: messenger RNA, 3213 nt
Organism: Ahaetulla prasina
Lineage: Eukaryota; Metazoa; Chordata; Lepidosauria; Squamata; Colubridae
Gene: SLC33A1
Product: solute carrier family 33 member 1
Exons: 6
Coding region: 479-2128 (549 amino acids)
Cellular component (GO): membrane
Molecular function (GO): acetyl-CoA transmembrane transporter activity
Source: RefSeq, a predicted model, not a curated record